Hyphopichia burtonii NRRL Y-1933 is the source of this 498-nucleotide messenger RNA. RefSeq lists its product as uncharacterized. The record is from RefSeq and is a predicted model, not a curated record. The transcript has a single exon. Bases 1 to 498 code for a protein of 165 amino acids. Lineage: Eukaryota; Fungi; Ascomycota; Pichiomycetes; Serinales; Debaryomycetaceae. Gene Ontology annotation, cellular component: endoplasmic reticulum.
AUGAAGCAGUACCUCGAUAAGUUCUACUACUGGUACUUCAUCGUUCACAUUCCAAUUACGUUGUUAAUUGACUCGACCAUUGUUAUUCCUGAUGAAUACCAAUUAUGGAUCCAGAAACUGAUUGUAUCGUUUCAUAUUGAAACCAAUAAAGAUAUCUUGUUAAUUGAAUCGCCCUUAUGGUUUAAAGUGUUUGGAUUAUUUGAAUUGGUGGUUCAGUUACCUAUAUUCGUAAUUGGAUCGAUUUUUCUACGUAACAAGGAUGAAAGAAUAACCCCGGUUAUGAUGAUAUACGGGUUCAAUGCAUUUUUCACUACUUUAGUUUGUUUAAUUUGGGUAAUCGCUGAGGGAGACAAUUUUGGAUUAACUAGAGCAGAAAUCUACAAUUUGGUAUUAAUCUAUGUACCAUACUUGAUCAUACCUUUGGUAAUGAUGAUUGAUAAUCUUAUUAGAAACAUAAAAGUGUUUAACAAAAUCGAAAUUACGAAAAAAAAUCAAUAA